AUGGCGUAUGUCGACUAUCAGACAUGCAAGGAAUUUUAUCGACGAACUGAGUUGGACAUUGAGUCAAUAUGGCCUCCAUACGUUAUCUGUGCCAAAGCUUUGGCGGGAAAAAGUUGUGUGUGGCGUAGCGGCACUGUUUUGGCGUUACGACAGCUUAAUAGGUGGAGUUUGGUAGGUGUUGGAGUAGCUGGUCCAGGCUGCAACGCACCAGCUCGCUUCAUACAAUACAACCAAUACAGACCCUGGGCGAGGAACAGCGUCCUCAGGAUCGGCAGACCGACCGUCACCAGGAUUGAUGAUAACCAGAUUAUAAUGCGACGUAGUCUUGCAAGAAUACAGAGAUUUGGCCCGUGCGAUCCGGAGGAAAUUAAAGCCGAACUUUACACAGACCAUACAAAAAUUGAACACUUUCCUAAUGCGAAAAAACAUAGGGCGAGUUAUAAUUUCACAAUAUUCGCCAACUUCGAGUACUCCUGCAUCGUGUUCCAAGUAUUCCACUACAAAAAAUGGGCGGUAGAAAAACCAAAAAUAUACCUUCAUAAAUGGUGUCUUUCCCCAAAACCACUCUGCUAUGGAAUGCACUUCCUACAAAUAGACUUUUAUGUUGAUAUAUUCUUUAAAGAGUCAAUUACAUACAGAGUCAUGGUAUAUGGACAAGAAAUAAAAUUCCUAGAUAUAAAAAGAGCUACAGCAUAUUUUAAUACAAAAAGAAAAUAUCCGGUAGUGCCAUAUGUUCAAAUGGGUAUAAAUACUACAGGGCUUUGAUCUUUUGAAAAAUAUGUUAUUUUCACUUUGUUAUAGAGCAGCGAAUAAAUAAAUUGUAAAUUAUGAC
Messenger RNA from Colias croceus (clouded yellow), 832 nucleotides. RefSeq lists its product as uncharacterized. The transcript has 5 exons. NCBI's taxonomy places the organism in Eukaryota, Metazoa, Arthropoda, Insecta, Lepidoptera, Pieridae. Bases 1 to 765 code for a protein of 254 amino acids. The record is from RefSeq and is a predicted model, not a curated record.